This is a messenger RNA of Paraglomus brasilianum, 504 nucleotides long. The record is from the annotation of a GenBank genome assembly. NCBI's taxonomy places the organism in Eukaryota, Fungi, Glomeromycota, Glomeromycetes, Paraglomerales, Paraglomeraceae.
AUGCUUGGUGAUAGUCUAUUUCAGAGUAAGAAGGCCACAUACAACUAUUGGCCUGUUGACAAUAGCCAAGCAGAACCAGAGAAACUCACAGUGCAACCCCCAGCAGAUGUCAUGACAUUUCAAGAUCUGAAGAGUCUGAAGGAGAUAGUGAAUGAGGCAUGUGUGAGGGAUGUUGUGAAUAAAUAUCUUGUAGAUGAUGAGAUGGAUGAGGAAGAAUUGACAAAGGGGCAGAUAGAACAGAAAACGCGGAAGUUAAUAUUGGAAUUGAAGAUGUUAGAUGAAGCCAAUGAAACUGGGAUGGAUAGUUUAUUGGAAUUUACAGAUCGAGAUCAGUUUUUGCUACCAAAACAGAGGAAUUUCGCCUCUAUUGACCUCAUUCACUGGCCCAAAACAAGUAAAAGGGUGAUUCAGGAUCAAGAUACACUUGAUUGGGUGGAAGGUCACAUAACACAAUGGUUUUUGGGAAUUGAAUUGAGAGGGUUGGAUGAGCAGGAGGAAGAUUAG